AUGCCAUACGUUCCACAGUGGUCGCAAAGCGGCUUAAGCGGUCGCCAUCUGAGUUCUCCUCUUGGUUCGACGAACCUAACAGGCAAAGCUGUAAUUGGAAUCGCUAUCGUUGGAGCGGUCGUUCUGUUUGUUGUCGCAUGUUUACUGCUAGUUCGUCAUGCUCGGAAUAAAGAUCGCCUCGAAAGAGCGCGAAUAUUAGAGGAGGUUCAGGAAGCGGAAGAACAGAUGGAUAGUAAGGGCGCAGUUCUAUCUAUCAGUGCACCUGACAUCAGCCAUGGUCGAAGACGAUCCGUUGGUAUGUACGAACCUCGUGGAGGCAGGAUGGUCUACAGCGAGUGGGAGGGAAUCGAUCCUUUUCAAGGUCCUCAGCUAGCACCAAGAACGACAGAAGAAGCUCAAUGUAAACCUACACGGACAUCGCGAAUAAGAGAUUCAUGGCCAUUAACCAAUAUUCCUCUAUCGGUUCUCCCAGGGCAAGCGACAAUGACCUUGAAUCAGGUGGCACCUCCGGGUUAUUUGGUCGAGGAAAAAUCCAGAUGGCCGAGAAGAGCCGGUUCGGCGCGCAAUUCUAGGACUACAGUCGUUGUACCAUCGUCUGGCUCUUUCUCGCAGCCAUUAUCAGAGGAUCCAACCACACCCACCCCACGAUCUCGGAGACCACACCUUCGCCGUCGGUCGAGUACAGGAACGCAGAUGUCAAGAAUAUUAAGGUCGACCUCACAGCGAUUGAAACCAGCUCAAAGACAUUCACUCACUAGAUCUUUGUCAACGUUUGCUCGACUUCCUGGGUCGCCACCGAAACAGAGACUUCCGACCCCUCCUAAUGGCAAGAAGCCUAAUGAGAGCUCAGAAGGUCUGGUAGGAGCAACCUUAUUUGAGUCUCCUAGUAGUUCGUUACUGGAUGCAUUUAUGCGGUCACCGUCCCCGGACAAGACGGGGGCUGAUCGUUUGGGGAAGUUUGAUCGGGAUGGAACAAGGUCAUCGGGUUCUUCAGUGAUAUCGGAUGAUAGCCUCUGUGAGAUGCAGCCCUCAGAAAUGGUAGUGCCUGGAAUUCUCACUUCACCAAACAAGCAGAAUAUUCCGCCUACUCCACGCUAUCGUAUGACGAUGCCAGCGAACUCACGUCUGCCGUCUCAAGGUACUGUUCAUGUUAACACAAACCAAACAGCUACGGACCGCUCCCCAAAAGAACCAGAAAUCGAGAAGAACCAAGAACAGCGCAUCUCUUCCUCCGGCGACCCUUUCUACUCAUGUGUCAGGUCUGGCAAGCCGGGGUUUCCCAAAACAUCUCAGACGGGUCUUCGACCGCUUUACAUUCGAAAGGCCACUUUUGGGCAAGAAACUACCACAGAACGACCCGCCAGCUAUACAUCUCCACUGCAAGAUAUUUCUGGUAAUGUUCAGUUACCUCAGCGAAAGUCACUUUCGCAGCUCUCCACAUCGACCACCGAAUCCAAUCCAUUUCAAUGGUCGCCUCAAGAGGCCAUGCAAGAAAGGCCCAGACAACGGAGUCCUCCAAAGAAUGGUUCCAAAGCAAAGGGGCACAAAAGAUCGAACGUCGUCCGAAUGUCAAAUCUGAUUAGACCUCCAAGUGCAAUUAAUGUCCAGCCAGGACUUGAGGAGUCCGAGGAUGAAACUUCCGAAUCUCAAUUCGACAUACCACCAACCGCCCCAUUACAUUUGGUUGAAUGGAGUAAAAGCCCAAGUCUGGCGUCACCAGCCUUUUCUCGCCAGUCGUCUGUCCGACCCCCUUCAGUGGCAACAUUCAAUCCAACACUUGUCAUACCAGAGUUGAAGCCCCAUUCUGCCGAUGAAGCUGAGGAUGAAAAUCAAUACCCACAAUCUCCCACGCUUUCGGAUGGGAACUAUUAUACAGAAAAUGGAGGAAAUUCUGAGGAAGAGUUCUUCCAAUCUAAGCGUCCCGCCAUACCUCCCAAGAAUCAGCGACGUAACACUGUUGCGGUUUCCGCUAAACGUUCCUCCCCCAAUCAGAACAAGAAACCUCACGAUAGAAGCCAGUCAGCAAAUUUGACUGUGUCAUUCUCCGAGCCAGAGAAGUUGAUAUCAUUCCUACCUCCUGUGCUAUCACUUGGUACUGUUAAACCUCGCUAUUCAUCAACCAUUGUAAUUUCUGGUACAAAACUUGAAUCGUUACCUACGUUUCUCGCACCGCCUUUGCUUACCAUGCCUAUUCCUGGACAUCUGACUGGUCCUCGUGAUCUGCCGUCCAGAACAUCAUCUUCACCCCCACCACGUGAGCCACUUCAUACUUCGAUAUGUAUGCUUCGACGGAUGAAUUCUGAGAUUUCUCGAUACAGCUAUAGCGGUUGUAGCGACCUUGGGACCCGGAGUCCUACACAUAGCCCAGAGCCACAAUCCAGCCGACCUCUCCCUUCGAUUCUCAAACGAUCCACAAGCAGAAGAGGGAGUGGAGAUGAAGAACGCCUUGGAAGAUCUCGGGGUUCACGAAAUUAUCUUUCAAUGGGUGUAUCCAGCAAUGAUAUCCGGAAAUCUCGAAAUUCGUUCAGUGGAUCAGUUCGUAAUAGUCGUGUUCUGGGGACCAAAGACCGACGAGAUUCGAGUUAUAUAUACAAAGAACGGCGACGUCGACGUUUGGAAGAAGAGUUCACCGAAGCUGAUCUCGAGACUGUACGAGAAGCAACAACUCACAAAUACGAUGGGCCAGAUGAUAUUGAUUUUAGCUACCCCAAACUACCCAGCACACGAUCAACCCUCCAAUCUCCGAGCACAAGUCCAGAUGCACGAGAAGUCUCCGCUCGCAGCCAUGAGCGAUGGUCUGAAGUAAUGGUCAAACCAGUCACGAGUGCCGUGAGGAGAGAAAGUCAGAUGGAAUCUCCCAGUCCGAAAUCCCCUAAAGUGUUUGAUUGGGGGAGUAAUGAAAUGGGUAUUCUGAAGAAGAACAAUAGGCGAACUACGUUUACGGGGAAUGGAAAAGUGAGAUUUUCGAGGGAGCCGCCGACGUAUUGUCCUGAUAGUCCAGAGAUGUAUGAUGAUGAUGGGUUUUUAAGGAGUUCGCCGUUCAAGCCUCCGGAGGUGGAUGAUUGA
This is a messenger RNA of Glarea lozoyensis ATCC 20868, 3066 nucleotides long. RefSeq lists its product as uncharacterized. Lineage: Eukaryota; Fungi; Ascomycota; Leotiomycetes; Helotiales; Helotiaceae. The transcript has a single exon. The coding region runs from base 1 to 3066 and encodes 1021 amino acids. The record is from RefSeq and is a predicted model, not a curated record.